This is a messenger RNA of Oryctolagus cuniculus (rabbit), 2141 nucleotides long. NCBI's taxonomy places the organism in Eukaryota, Metazoa, Chordata, Mammalia, Lagomorpha, Leporidae. The record is from RefSeq and is a predicted model, not a curated record.
CCCCCACCUCCCCACCCCCACCCCCAGCACUGGGCUGGCCAGGCCGGACAGCUGACUCCAGCACUCUUGCUCACGUGAUCACCACCGCUGUUCCCUGUUGCGCUCAAGUGUCCCGGGCCAGGGUGGGCGCUUCCCAGGGCUCCUGCUGGGAGGGGAACCAGAUGUUCCUUCCUCCUGAUUGCUGACUUAGCAGUGCACUGCCGGCUGCGGGCGUGGAGGGAUUAAUCAGUGACCGGACGCGGCCCGUGUCGGAGCAGUGACCGGCUGUGGUCGAGAGCACCUGCGAGGCCAGCCCCGCGAGGAGUGCGCCCAUUUCCCGUCCAGUCCCCUGCUGCUCAGCCCCCUGCUCCUGCCAUGGGGUGCCUGGGGGCUCUGCUCUUCCUGCUGGGGGCCCUGGGGGCUCGUGCUGAGAUCUGUGCCUGGCUCUGCCACCUUGUGUCUUUUCUUUCCUAAGGUGUGCCAAAAGUGGACAGCCAGCUGGUGGAGAAGCUGGGCCAGCGCCUCUUACCUUGGAUGGACUGGCUCUCCCUGGAGCAUCUGAACCCCAGCAUCUAUGUGGGCCUGCGUCUGUCCAGUCUGCAGGCUGGGACCAAGGAGGACCUCUACCUGCACAGCCUCAAGCUGAGCUACCAGCAAUGCCUCCUUGGCUCGGCCUCGGGCGACGACACCAGUGACUGCCAGGCCAAGCCUUCCAUGGGCCAGCUGGCCCUCUACCUGCUCGCCCUCAGAGCCAACUGCGAGUUCGUCGGGGGCCGCAAGGGGGACAGGCUGGUCUCACAGCUCAAGUGGUUCCUGGAGGAAGAGAAGAGGAACAUUGGUCACGAUCACAAGGGCCACCCCCACACCAGCUACUACCAGUACGGCCUCAGCAUCCUGGCCCUGUGUGUCCACCAGAAGCGGGUCCCUGACAACGUGGUGGGCAAGCUCCUGUACGCCGUGGAACAUGACCAGCACCUCCACCGGGGCCACUUCUCCGUGGAUACGGUGGCCAUGGCAGGCUUGGCCUUCACUUGUCUGGAACGCCUCAACUUGAACCCGGAUCAGAAACAACGGAUCAGCACGGCCAUCGGCACAGCACGGGAGAAGAUUCUGGGGGCCCAGACCCCCGAGGGCCACUUCGGGAAUGUCUACAGCACCCCGUUGGCUCUGCAGUUGCUGAUGGCCUCCCCCGUGUCCGGGGUGCAGCUGGGCGCGGCGUGCCUCAAGGCCAGGGCUGCUCUGUUGGCCAGCCUGCAGGACGGAGCCUUCCAGAACGUGGUCACGAUCUCCCAGCUGCUGCCUGUCCUGAACCAUAAGACCUACGUGGACCUCAUCUUCCCAGACUGCCAGGCACCAAGAGUCACGUUGGUCCCAGCUAGCGAGGCGCCCUCACUGAGCGAAGUCCCAGAGAUCAUCACCGUCUCGCUGAGGGUCCCCAGUGUCCUGCCACCCUACGAGCGAUCACUCUUUGUCCUCGCCGGGUCCUCUUUGGAAGACGUCCUGAAGCUGGCCCGUGAGACUGGAGGAUUCACGUUUGAGACACAGGCCUCCCUGUCAGGCCCCUACCUGACCUCCGUGAUGGGGAAAGUGGCUGGGGACCGUGAGUUCUGGCAGCUCCUCCGAGCCCCCGACACCCCUCUGCUGCAAGGGAUCGCUGACUACAGACCCAAGGACGGGGAGACCCUCGAGCUGAGGCUGGUCAGCUGGUAGCCCCGAGGCCGCCUCGCACACCCCCCGGGCUUUCCAGGCCUCCCUCCCCAUGUCCUCAGUGUGGGGCCCCGACCUCGCUGCCACGUCCUGUGCACUUGGAGAAAUGUCACUGGAUCACCCUGGCCACCACGCCAGCCAAGGCCUAUGCAGAGGCUCACCCUGGAGCAGGGAGCAAGCACGUUCCCCAGGACGCCCGUCGGCCCAGGUCUGGCCCAGCGUGGCCCUGCGCGCCUCCCGGGAAGACCACGCCAGCAUCUGAAGGGCACGAAAGCAUCUCGGGCUCCUUGGGAGGAGGAGGACAAGCGUGGUGACUGCUGGUGUCGUGAGUACCGCCGCUCUGAGUUGGGGAACCCCAGCUCUGCACUCCGCUGUCGGAAGUGGCAGCCCCAGAGCUGGCCGUGGGGCACCCGAUGCCUGCCUUGGAAGUGAUUAAAGCAUUGAUUGUCCGUGCA